Messenger RNA from Durusdinium trenchii, 1301 nucleotides. Lineage: Eukaryota; Dinophyceae; Suessiales; Symbiodiniaceae. The record is from the annotation of a GenBank genome assembly.
GCUGCUCUAGGCGCACCCUGCGAGCCCGCGAAGGGUGCUGGUGCGGUCCCUCCGCCAACCCGUGUGGAGGCAAGCAGUGAGAUGGUCGAGCGCCUGAAGACCAUGCGACCCAUCGAGCCAAUGGCUCGUUACAUGGAGCCCCGCGUGCAGGAGGUGGUGCUACGCCCCAGAGCAGUGGGAUGCCCACAGCCCUACCAGCUGUUCGGCACCGUGCUGCCGUUGGGUGCCAGGCCGCCCUGGAGCGGAGCAAACGGAGCGAGUGGAGCGCCCAGCCGCUCCAGCAGCGUUCCCAACGCACGAAGUGAGAAGACGAGGGCGCCAGCUUGGGUUCCUGUCGGCCAGUUGCCUCGACCAGUGCAGGAGUGGCAGGAGGCGGAGGUGUGCCGGUGGCUUUUGGAGGUCUUCCAAGCGCCUCAGGACUUGGUGAGCCUGGUGAGGGAGCAGGCCAUUACUGGGAAGGUCUUGCUCAGCUUGAGCGAGCGGGACCUGCAGGAACUCCCUGUGCCGAAGUUCGGCCACCGGCGGCUGCUGAUGUUGGCGGCUCAAGAACUCCGGCACCGUGCGGUGACACCGGUGGUGCCGCCGGUGGUGACGCCGGUGGUGCGGCAGGCACUGGCCCCUGGAUCCUGCAAUGGAUCUGGACCUCGCUUGGCAGUAGGGCAGAUGGCUCCACAGGUUCCAAUGCGAAGUACACUGCCCUCGCGUGUUCGGGUCCUUGCGACGCCUCCUUACACCUCCGUGCCUUGCGGGGCAACGGUGGUGCCACCGAGGAUUCCCGGAGGCACGAACCUGGCGACUCAGUGUGGGAAGGUCACAUCGCAGUCGGUGGUGGCACCGGUGAGUCCCCACCAGGCACGUCUUCCAGUGUCAUCCCCAAGGGAUACCGUGGACGAAGGAUCUCUGCUCGCCGCCGCCCGCAGCCGCUCCUUGUCACCGCGGAGCCCUCGCCGGAGCAUCGCUACGAGGCAAAGUCGGCUCGGGGCAGUGGCGAGGCCGGCCCCACAUCGUUUUGCCUGGGAGCCCUUGGCGCGAGAGGCGCAGACCUCCUUGACUCACCUCUAGGAUCGGAGGGGUCUGAGAGGCGGCCGAACACGUUGUACCUUAGGGGAAGCUGCCAAGCGACGCCGCGAAGAGGAUCUUUUGGCUUUCUUCGAUCUUGUGGAGAAGGUUUGGCUUCUUCGAAGGAAGAACCUUCCAGAACUUCCAGAAUGGUAUCUGCCCUUGCAAACGGAUCGUGAUUUUCUAUUUCUCAAAAGUUGUUUCGAGGCCCAGUCAAGAGAUGCUCCGCUGCAGAAACCGUG